AUGAAGAUCACUGCCAGCUUGAUAGGACUCUUUGGCCACGCCAAUGGACUCGACCUUCCAAGAGUUCAAGGAGGACUUCAAUGGAACGCCCCUGCCGCUCUACCCGCGAUGAGCUCAGCACCGAUAGUUUCUGUUGCCCCAGUAGCCCCAGUUGUCCAGGUCGCCCCUGUUGCCCCGGCUGUCCAAGUCGGCCCUGCUGACUCGAUUGCCCCUGCUGUCGCAGUCGCCCCUGCUGACCCUGUCAAAGUUGAGCAGCCAUUCGAAGCCGUUCAGAUCGCUGAAACUCCGUCUGAGCCAGUCUUUGCUUCCCCUUCGGUUGGCCCGUACGAUCUAUCGGGUCUUCCGGCUCUUAACUCCCCACCACCAUCGUCGAGCUUCGUCUUCCACAACAAACUGCCAAAAUCAGGCUCGACGACGAUGAAGUACAUCAUUUCGACGCUUCAAAAGGCCAACGAUUUCCACAUGGACUACCAAUCGCCGUGCAUUAACAAGGCUACCUGUGCCACCGACCCUGCCGACGGAAUCGGCGCAGAGAGUACGCUUGCUAAUCACGUGCGCGAACAACGCGAGCAGCACCCUGGAAAGUUCAUCCUUUUGAAGCAUCAGUACUGGCUCAACUUCACUCGCUUUGAGAUGGAACAGCCCACCUACAUUAACGUCGUCAGAGAUCCAGUAACUCGAUUCGCAUCGAUGUAUUACUUCAACAGAUAUGGCUUCAAAUCAAUGGGAUCAAAAGAUAGACAGGGCGUCCAGCGACAUUCGUGGAAGGGAACUGAAGAGGACAUCGCAAGGACACUGGACAUGUGCAUGGAGGAGCAGAAUGAGGAGUGCACCGAACCCCUGCAAGUCCUCGUCCGAUACUUCUGCGGAACAGAUCAGGAGUGCAACAUGAAGUCGUCGAAGAUGGGCAAAUUCGGCGCGCUCAACAACUGGGAUAAAGUGGCGAAGGCGGCGGAACUGGCCAAGAAGAAAAUUGUGACGCAAUACUAUUCGAUCGGACUUAUGGAAAAAUUCGACGAGACAUUGGCCCUCUUCGAAAACAUGCUUCCUGGUUUCUUCAAGGGCGCACAGGCUGCGUACCGAUCUCAAUUCGUUCAAAACCAGCGCGAAUCUUCAAAAACUGCUCACACCGACGGUUUCAGCAACUCGACGAGAACCUGGCUGGAACAAGGGCCCCUUAAAUACGAGGUGGACCUUUACAACUUGAUCAGCGCAAUCUUCUACGAGCGCCUUUCCUACUUCGGCAUCACUGCCGACACAACGACCGCUGAUUCUACCAAGUAA
Oikopleura dioica is the source of this 1284-nucleotide messenger RNA. Lineage: Eukaryota; Metazoa; Chordata; Appendicularia; Copelata; Oikopleuridae. The record is from the annotation of a GenBank genome assembly.